AUGUGCUGGCGAUACUAUCUUUGUAAAAAAGAAUUUUCUAAACCUUAUGCUUUGUCACAACACAUAUCUCAAAAACAUCCUAGAAUGUUCGAAAAUACAUCCACGUUAAAAUCAACUUCUUGCCAAUCAUAUGUUCUUGAUGAUAAUAUUUGGAAUAUGCCAAAAGUUCCUAAUGAUGAUACCAUUUGGAAUAUACCAGAAGAUCCUAAUGAUGAUACAAUUUGGAAUAUGCCAAAAAGCCAAGAAAUGUCGCAAACAAUAGAACCAGAUCUUUUCGACCCUGAACUUUCUUUGAAUCAAUUGGAUUAUUCUGAAGACGCAUCUUUUCUUUCAUCUUAUUCUUAG
Messenger RNA from Cetraspora pellucida, 345 nucleotides. The record is from the annotation of a GenBank genome assembly. NCBI's taxonomy places the organism in Eukaryota, Fungi, Glomeromycota, Glomeromycetes, Diversisporales, Gigasporaceae.